CUGAUUCACUGAUCGAUGGCCGUGGAUGAGUCGCCGCCGCGGCCAGCCGCCGCCGCCGCCGUGUCCCCGCCGCCGGAGGUCGGCGCGGGGGGGCGGCGGGCGGACAAGAACGGGCGCCGCCUCGAGGUGUACAACGAGGUGCUGGCCCGCCUCCGGGACCUCGGCGCCGCCGCCCCCGUCGAGAUCUCGCCGGCGUACGAGGACGCGCUCUGGGCGCACUUCCACCGCCUCCCCGCCCGGUACGCGCUGGAUGUGAACGCGGAGAGGGCGGAGGACGUGGUGACGCACCAGCGGCUGCUGGAGGAGGCGCGCGAUCCGGAUCGCCUCCCGGCCUUGUCGGUGCGCGUCGUCCAGGUAUCUAGGAUUCUCGAUGGUGAUAUGGAUGAUUCUUCCGAUCCUGGGAUGGAGCCUGUUGAUUCCAACAACUUGGCAAGCCAAAUGGUUCAUCCCCCACCUGCGUUUGGUUCUUGCUCCAACUUAGAGGCACUUGCGCUCGAGGCGAGUGAGACUGAUGUAAGGGGCAGUACUAAUGAUGUUGAUAGCAGCGUUCACCUCAUUUCCAGGCCAAUGCAUGAGAUAACUUUUGCAACUACUGAUAAGCCAAAGGUCCUCAGUCAGCUGACUUGCUUACUUAGUGAACUUGGCCUUGACAUCCAAGAAGCGCAUGCAUUUUCAACAAUUGAUGGUUAUUCAUUGGAUGUAUUUGUUGUCACUGGUUGGCAUCUUGGGGGUACUGAGCAGUUAAAAGAAAAGUUGCUGGAGAAAUUUCAUGAUGUCGAGACACAAACUUGGCCAGCAUCAAACUCAUUGUCACAAUCAUUGGAAGGUCCGUCAAGUGGAGAGAGUGUUCCAUCUACCAGUGUGGAAAUACCAACAGAUGGAACAGAUGUUUGGGAGAUAGAUCUCAAGCUUCUCAAGUUUGGAAACAAGGUUGCUUCUGGAUCAAAUGGCGACCUGUACCGUGGAUCAUACUGCAGUCAGGAUGUAGCCAUUAAAGUAGUGAGACCUGAACGCAUCAGUGCAGAUAUGUACCGUGAUUUUGCACAGGAAGUCUACAUUAUGAGAAAGGUCCGCCAUAGGAACGUUGUGCAGUUUAUCGGUGCCUGUACAAGACAGCCCAACUUAUAUAUUGUAACAGAUUUUAUGGCAGGAGGUAGUGUGUAUGAUUACCUCCAUAAAAAGAACAAUUCUUUCAAGAUACCGGAAAUACUUAGAGUGGCAACAGACAUAUCUAAAGGAAUGAACUAUCUGCAUCAGAACAACAUAAUCCACCGUGAUCUUAAGACUGCUAAUCUUCUCAUGGAUGAAAACAAGGUCGUAAAGGUUGCAGAUUUUGGUGUUGCACGUGUCAAAGAUCAAUCCGGAGUGAUGACUGCAGAGACUGGAACUUAUCGUUGGAUGGCUCCUGAGGUUAUCGAACAUAAGCCCUAUGAUCACAAAGCAGAUGUUUUUAGCUUUGCUAUUGUUCUUUGGGAGCUGCUAACUGGCAAGAUCCCAUAUGAGUACCUAACACCACUACAGGCAGCUAUAGGUGUUGUUCAGAAGGGUCUUAGACCAACAAUUCCGAAAGAAACCCACCCCAAGCUGGCUGAGCUGCUUCAGAAAUGCUGGCAUAGAGAUCCAGCUGAGAGGCCCGACUUCUCCCAGAUACUGGAGAUUCUUCAGAGACUCCCGAAAGAGGUAGGAGCUGAUACUGAUGGCCGCCAGAAAUCAAAGGCAGGUUUUCUUUCAGCACUGAAGAGAAACCAUUGAAGUGCAAAACAAGUAGCUCACAAUGGUUGGCAGUUGAUGCAUCAUCAGUUCAUCAUUCAAUCGUAGCAUCCUACAGGAAGAGGAAAACGCAUUGCGGAUUUGUACAGCGACAAAAAUAUUUGUUACGUUGUUGUAGGUGUUUUCGCUCAUUUAGUGGUUUUUUAUUUCUUUUUUGCUGUUGUUUUUCCUGUUCUAGUUCUGUUGCCUUAAUUAUAAUUAUAGAUGGAAAAGGAAUGUGCUGAAAAGAGUUAUCCAAUUGUUCAUCUAUUCAUGUUCGCGUCUGAAUUCCGAAUUUCCGAUGUUGUAGAUGAAAUCUUAUACUAAUAUGCUGCAUUUUCCAUUGUGUCUGCAUUUCGAUGGGAACUAGUAAUA
Oryza brachyantha (malo sina) is the source of this 2124-nucleotide messenger RNA. RefSeq names its product serine/threonine-protein kinase STY46-like. The coding region runs from base 16 to 1752 and encodes 578 amino acids. The transcript has 16 exons. Gene Ontology annotation, molecular function: ATP binding; protein kinase activity. Gene Ontology annotation, biological process: protein phosphorylation. NCBI's taxonomy places the organism in Eukaryota, Viridiplantae, Streptophyta, Magnoliopsida, Poales, Poaceae. The record is from RefSeq and is a predicted model, not a curated record.